Merops nubicus (carmine bee-eater) is the source of this 620-nucleotide messenger RNA. Its product is annotated as actin filament-associated protein 1-like 1. Gene Ontology annotation, molecular function: SH3 domain binding. Lineage: Eukaryota; Metazoa; Chordata; Aves; Coraciiformes; Meropidae. The record is from RefSeq and is a predicted model, not a curated record. Gene Ontology annotation, cellular component: cytosol.
AUGCCAACCAGUACAGGUAUGGGAAGAACCGGGCCGAGGAGGACGCCAGGCGAUUUCUGACUGAGAAGGAGAAGCUGGAGAAGGAGAAAGCAUCAAUCCGCAGCGAGCUGGUGUUGCUGCGGAAAGAGAAGCGAGAGCUGCGGGAAGCCAUGAAGGGCAGCACGGGGACGAAGCUGCAGGACCUGGAGCAGCAGGUGGCGGUGCUGGAGGAGCAGUGCCGGCAGAAGGAGGAGCGCCGCGUGGACCUGGAGCUCAAGCUGACUGAAGUGAAGGAGAGGCUGAAGCAGUCGCUGGCAGGAGGGCCGGCCCUGGGGCUGGCUGUGGCCAGCAAGGCUGAGAGUGGGGAAGCUACGAACAAGACAUGUGGGAGCCCCGCUGAGCACUUGGUCCCUGUUAAUUGUGCAGCCGAACUGAGGAAGAGAAGUCCCUCCAUCCUGCCCACCAACAAGGGAAACGUGCUGCGGAAGGCCAAGGUCCUCAAUGUCUCUUCAUCCCUUGCUGAUUUGUCUUUCUCUGCAGGAAUGGGAAAAGAAGCAGACUUAAGCUGGGCUGCAGGAACUCCGGCCGAGACCCACUGGACAUUGGGCUUCAUGGAGGAGCUACAAGCCCCUUUCCUCUGA